Messenger RNA from Magnolia sinica, 1003 nucleotides. RefSeq names its product multiple organellar RNA editing factor 2, chloroplastic-like. NCBI's taxonomy places the organism in Eukaryota, Viridiplantae, Streptophyta, Magnoliopsida, Magnoliales, Magnoliaceae. Gene Ontology annotation, biological process: mitochondrial mRNA modification; cytidine to uridine editing. Gene Ontology annotation, cellular component: mitochondrion. The record is from RefSeq and is a predicted model, not a curated record. The transcript is spliced from 4 exons. The coding region runs from base 34 to 762 and encodes 242 amino acids.
CCGAAACCCUCACUCUCACUCUCUUCCGCAGAAAUGGCGAUGGCCGCAAUAGCCCGAGCCAUUAUUUCCUCCUCCUCUCGUUGCAAUCGUCCUAUCUUUCUCUCCAAACGUCUCUUCUCCUCUCCUUCUUCACUGGGCUUGGGUUCUCCCUUCCUCGGCUUAGCCCGAGCCCGCCUCACGCCCCUCUCCCACGCUGUUCGGGUCAUCUCUCCCCGCUCUUCCCGGCUCAUCCCCGUCCGGUGCCGCGUCCAGCGGUCUGGCGGUGACUCGGCUUACUCGCCUCUCAACUCGGGUUCGAACUUCAGCGAUCGUCCUCCGACGGAGAUGGCGCCGCUCUUCCCGGGCUGCGACUACGAGCAUUGGCUCAUCGUCAUGGACAAGCCUGGCGGCGAGGGGGCCACCAAGCAGCAGAUGAUCGACUGCUACGUCCAAACCCUAGCCAAGGUCCUCGGGAGUGAGGAAGAGGCAAAGAAGAAGAUCUAUAACGUUUCUUGCGAGAGAUAUUUUGGUUUUGGAUGUGAGAUUGAUGAGGAGACCUCAAAUAAGCUUGAAGGUCUGCCUGGUGUCCUAUUUGUGCUUCCAGAUUCCUAUGUUGAUGCUGAGAACAAGGACUAUGGAGCUGAACUGUUUGUAAAUGGGGAGAUAGUUCAAAGGUCACCAGAGAGACAGAGGAGGGUUGAGCCGGUACCCCAGAGAGCUCAAGAUAGGCCGAGAUACAACGACAGGACCCGAUAUGUGAGGCGCAGAGAAAACCAGCGGUGAUGUGUAUCUGGAGUGUUUUAGCUGACAUGGUGAAUGGGAGACUAUUCUCUAGUGUUCCGAUGGCCGGCGUGAUGGUGUCAAAAGAAGAAAAAAUACUAGAUGUUGCUUUAGCUAGAGCAAUUGGUAUGAUAUUCGUCUAAAGACUAAGUUGGGGUAUAGUAUUCAUCUAAAGACUAAGGAUUGAAUUUGAAACCACUUUCAUCAUCAACCUCAGUCAAUGCAAUAGACAGAUUUUCCAUUC